Molecule: messenger RNA, 822 nt
Organism: Phascolarctos cinereus (koala)
Lineage: Eukaryota; Metazoa; Chordata; Mammalia; Diprotodontia; Phascolarctidae
Source: RefSeq, a predicted model, not a curated record
AUGGAUUGGGACGUGAUAUGCUUAAAUGGAGGUAGUUGGAGUGGAAACUCUUGCAUCUGUCCCACUGGUUACAAUGGAGAGCAAUGUGAGGAGAAGGACAUUGUGUGCGAGAAUGGGGGCACCUGGGAUGGAAUCAAAUGCAUCUGCAGUGUCCUCUUCUAUGGCACUAAGUGUGAAUUGGUUUCAGACAGCCUUCCCAUAGGAACUCCUCCAGAAGAGGUCAAUGCUACCGUGGGAGUGAAAGUGACUGUGACCAAUAUGGAAUUUACAAAGGACUUAGAAAACACAUCUUCGGAUGCCUACAAGAGUUUCGCUGAACUGUUCAAAACACAGAUGGAUACCAUUUUCCAAAACGUCUCUCACUAUGUUGGUGUGGAGAUCAAGAAGCUUUCAAAUGGCAGUAUACUGGUGGAGUAUGAUGUGAUCCUGUCAACAAGUUUCACCCCAGAUUACAUGACAGAAUUGGAGACUAGUGCAAAGAAGGUAGAGGAAACAAUUACAACAGUAAUCAUUGAGCAAGGAGACACAAACUGCACAGAAAUAUUAUGUUUCAACCCCAACGAGACAUCAGUGGAUGAGCUUAUAGUUUCCUAUGAUCCUCUGGUGGAAUGCCAAGAGACUGCUGGAGAAUUUAAGGAAUUCUUCUACAUUGACUACAAGGACGAAACACCAGAGUGUAUUAACAGAUGCAUGCAAGGCUUCAACUCAUCACUGGACUGCAACCAGGGAAAGUGUCUGUUCCAGCAGAGUGGGUCUCGGAUAGGGCCUCGAUGCUUCUGUUUCACAACAGAUACACACUUGGUACUGGGGAGAAACCUGUGA